Messenger RNA from Marchantia polymorpha subsp. ruderalis, 1451 nucleotides. NCBI's taxonomy places the organism in Eukaryota, Viridiplantae, Streptophyta, Marchantiopsida, Marchantiales, Marchantiaceae. The record is from the annotation of a GenBank genome assembly.
ACUCAAAGAGUGUCAGCCGGCUUCUCGGAGCUGGGCGUCGGUAGGAUGUCAACUCAGGACUCUGCUUCAGAGUAGGUCCACAGUCCAGAGUGCAGACGAGGAGGAUGGAGGUGGUGGAGGAUGCAGAGCCGCAGCACCGUGUCGUAGUCAUGUGGCAGUGAGCGUGGAUCGUAACGAGCGGUGUCGUGAAUCGUCCGUUUUCUCAAGUCGGCACGAGGGUUGCAGAAAAUUGACUGUGAUGUUAACAACAUUGCCGCCGAGAUUGUACCUCCGAUGCCCGAGGGUUGCUGUGAGUAUCAUUCAAGCUCUGAUAUGUUUCAAGUCAAUGAUUACUCGGUGAUGGAGUUUUCUCUCCUCUGCCUGCUGUGAGUUCAUUACGUUACUCCUGGAGCUAGUUGUCGAGGUCCGCAUAAUCAGCAGUGCAGUGUGCUCUGGCUGUUUCUGUCUGCUGCUUGGAAUCCGAGUAGAGACUCGUUUCAUCACCUCCACUGGAAACUCCAUCGUUCCAGGCGGUGCUCCUGGUACCGAAUUUGGUGUGUGACAAGAGGACAGCGAUGUAGACGAAAUGGGUGUCCGACUCAGAGUUGGAACCAGGAGAGGCUCGAGAGUGUAUCGCAGUCGUUGGUGAUUUGGUAGGUGGCUCAAGAUGUACAAGUUUGAUAUUAUAGAUUGGAUGAUCGGAAGGUAGGCUGCGCGUAGUGGACUGUGGAGACCAGACCACAUGACUGCAGAGAGAUCCUCGAGCGCAGUAGAAGCAAAUCACUUCAGCUCACUUCACUUCAACCAACAUCACAUCACAGGACCUGGCGAGAACCGUGUCGACUGACCUGGCCUGGCCCGAUCUCGCGAAGUCGGUCGGGAGAAACUUUCUCUCGUUGUCAGUACUCCUCGUCACUCUGUAGUCUGGAGGAGUCCAGGCAGUGCACUUCAUGCACCGAGCGAUGCGACGACUGAACCUUUGCUGCGCUUGGAUUACGUCAGCUCAUAAGUACGCUACCUUCCACUCUUGAUUCUGAACUUCUCAUUCUUGAAGCAUGUUCGUGCACGCCCGUCCGCCCGCCAGGUCAUCACGCUGCAAUGUCCGAGUUCAUGACGAUCACAAUCUCUGAGGCCGGGUAAACCCAUGCAGUUCCGUUCAGCUCGAUUCCUUGCGAUGGCCAUUCUACUCAAACCGGUGAAAACAUCACAUUCAGCCUGGAAACCAAGACCAGUUACUUACAGCCCCUACCAAUGCAUCGUACCUUUAAAAUUGUGCCUUGCUGUCGCUAGCUACGAGAAUCGAUGGAAUUUCCUACAAACAAGAGAGUUCGAAGGCAGUGAAACGAAUGAAAAGAAAUAAGAGCGGUGUAAGGAACAAGUGAGAGCUUCAGGGAAUGCGUACAGUCGAUUGUAGGAACAUUGUACAUGUGGACGAAGCUGAGAAACUCCGCUUGUAAAAGAAGCAAGCUUUC